AUGGCCGAUGUUUUUGAGUUCGAGCUUGAUGGACAGGAUACUAUUCCAGCUGGGGGAUCAUUCCACCAAGAGCAAUCAGAAAUUAUGGAAGACGAUCAUAUGUACAGCGAUGUCGCUGAUGGACAGAUCGGUGCCCCUCCUCCAAGUUCCUCAUAUAUCGAAGACCCAAUGGUUGAAACGAUCGAUCUCUCCGAAUGCACGGUGAACCCGCCAAACGUCAAGGUUGGACCCGGGGACUUCGAGCUCCUCAAAGUGCUCGGCAAAGGCGGCUACGGAAAAGUUUUCCAAGUUCGCAAAACUACGGGAAAGGAUUCUGGAAAGAUUUUCGCGAUGAAAGUCUUACAGAAGGCGACAAUUGUUCGAAAUCAAAAGGACACAGCUCAUACAAAAGCGGAACGCAACAUUCUCGAGGCGGUCAAAUGCCCAUUCAUCUGUGAUCUUUUGUACGCAUUCCAAACGGGAGGAAAAUUGUACUUGAUCCUCGAAUAUUUAUCGGGUGGUGAGCUUUUCAUGCACUUGGAGCGUGAAGGCAUGUUUAUGGAGGACACCGCGCGAUUCUAUCUUUCUGAAAUUGUUGUGAGCCUUGAGCAUUUACAUAAGCAAGGCAUUAUCUAUCGUGAUUUGAAACCGGAAAAUAUUCUUCUCGAUGGACGUGGACACGUCAAAUUGACUGAUUUUGGAUUAUGUAAGGAAGCUAUUGAGGGCGAUCAGAAAACACACACAUUCUGUGGAACAAUUGAAUAUAUGGCGCCAGAGAUUUUGAUGCGUUGCGGUCAUGGAAAAGCUGUUGAUUGGUGGAGUCUUGGAGCAUUGAUGUUUGAUAUGCUCACCGGUGGACCACCAUUCACGGCGGAGAAUAAGAGAAAGACAAUUGAUAAGAUUCUCAAGGGAAGACUCACAUUGCCAGCAUAUUUGUCGCCGGAAGCGCGUGAUUUAAUCAAGAAGCUGUUGAAACGGCACGUUGAUACUCGCCUUGGAGCCGGACCGACGGAUGCCGAAGAAAUCAAGAACCAUCAUUUCUUCAGCCGUCAUAAGUGGGAGGAUGUCUAUGCUAGACAACUCGACCCACCGUUCAAGCCGGAAAUAGAAAAUGAGGAGGACGUUUCGCUAUUUGACACGCGCUUCACCAAGAUGACACCGGUUGACAGCCCAUGCGAGACGAGCUUCAGCUUGACUGGAGAUAAUCCGUUUCUCGGAUUCACCUAUGUUGCACCAUCUGUUCUUGAACUUAUGAACCAGGAGAACACCAAUAAUCGCGGAAUUGCGGUCGCCUCGUCAUCGCAGGCGAAAUUCGCGCGCAGUCCAAGAAGACAUUAUCACUUGGAGGGAAAUGUUCCAUUGGGACAUGGACAAACGCAAUUGUUUGGCGGCGGUGGAACUACUGUGAACAAUUUUGGAACUGGAUUUGAGAGUAAUAAUGAGCGCUUCGGAAACUACGAUGAUGAUGCCAUGGAUACCACCACUACACCGAGAGCCAGCCAAAGCGGAAUUGGCAACGACACUCCAGUCGCUCCAGUAAAUCAUAAGCGUGCUGUCUUGUGA
Molecule: messenger RNA, 1542 nt
Organism: Caenorhabditis bovis
Lineage: Eukaryota; Metazoa; Nematoda; Chromadorea; Rhabditida; Rhabditidae
Source: the annotation of a GenBank genome assembly